AUGCAGUGCACUCCUGAAUCAAACGUCUACCUUGAGAGCUGCAAAAGCCAGCACGGUUAUAAUGACUGCUCUGACAGUGGAUACAGUGGUUUAUUCCACAGCCCACAACGCAUCAGUGGAGUUGACUCCUGUCGGUCUUUGUCUCCGGUAAAAUACAGUGAAACUCCUAAAGAGAACUUCAGACUUUCUGUCACAUCUAAGGAGAGGACCAGGGAACCAUUUGGAUCUUUGGGCAAAGACUCGAGGGGAACACAUCGGCAAUCGUCAGUAAGCUGGUGUGAAACUCCUAAAGUAUACAAAAGAGAUGCCUCGUUGCGACACAGACUUCUAAUGUGCAAACCCACCACAGAUGUCAAAAUUGACAAUGCAAAAUCGCCGUGCACCAGAAAGACCGAAUCUUCCAUCAGUGUCAGGUCUGAACACUGGCUCAGUGUAUCGUUUGACUCCCUAGACACUGUGAUGGGGGCUUUAGCAUCAAGCACUUUAAAAUCGGACCAUGAUCUGCCACUAUCUGGUAGGAAACGUCGUCUCCUCUUCGCGCAGGUGAGGACCUCCACUCUUCUUGAAGAUGGCAAACUCAACUCUGGCUACCCUUCCAGUUUUGAGAGAAGAGUUUCACUCUCAGAUGAAGAUUUCAGUGAGAGUAUUUCUGCCUCUGGUCAAAAUAAUAUUGAGACUCCAUGUUUUAUCAAAUCCCUGCCCGCCUCUUCUAAGGAAAACACUCAAUCACCAGUCAGCGCUGUGACAAGUAACCUAAAUGACAGCUCAAGUGUCUUGUGCACACCGUCUUCCACACAUACACCCAAAUAUAUCCGGUCUCUGUGUGAAGACAGUGGUUUUGGUUCCCUGGCCCUUGAUAAAUCCCAAGACUCCUUUGUGGACCAUGAUGGCUCAUUCCAGGAGCUGCUGCUCUCUGCCUCCAGAGGAAACUGUGAAACCCCAAAUCUUGCAGAGGCAAAGCGGCGCUCCCGUUUGCAGCGUCAGCAAAGGCUUUCAACACUUAAAGAGGGGGGUUCUCAGUCAGAGGAAGACUCAACAGAGAAAAAGCGUGUACCUCUUCAUCAGUGCCACAGCCGUUCUAAAGAUGAUGUUUUUGGGGACAGUGCCACCCCUCGCAGUGUCCUCUCUGCUAAAUGUGGUAAUAGCAGGACCUCUGAUAGUUUCCCCUCUGCAAAACAAGACAAUGCCACCCCACUAAGAUCAACUACAACAAGGCCAGAAAACAUGACACCCCUAAGCACAGUUCCGGCUAAUCCAGAUGCAACUCCUCUCAGGACAACCCCAGUCAAUCUCUCUCUGACUCCAGCUUUGCAGCUGGUUCAUGCCAUGUGUCACUAUAAAACCCACAUGUUUUUUGGCCAAAGUCCAAGCCUAAAGGAGCAGCUGAAGUCCACAGCAGCAUUGGCUGAGACCCCGGUGAUGUUCAGGACCACCAUGCCAUUGGCAGGGCUGAUCGGCAGGAAGAUGGGCCUGAGGAAGGUGGACAUACUCACAGAGCUGAAGAAGAGGAACCUCAGACACAUCCUGGCUGUCAUCCUCAGCCACCUGACCUCUGAGAGCGUCUACAUGUGUGGUCAGGUGUGCAAGACAUGGAAUGAAAUCAUCCAACAAGACAAGCGAGCUAGUUUUAAGAGAAGAAACCACCUGAGUGAAGUGGAGGCUGCUCUUGAGCUCAGUGGUGCUGUCCACGUCCCUGAUGCAGAGACCAGACUCGCUCUGCUUAAGAGGUCGGCCCUGAAGACCGUUCAGGCCCAGUCCAGGACGUCCAGCUACUGUACCCCGCAGUCAGGAAAUAGCACUUUAACCCCAUCCCAGCACAGCGCCUUGAAUUCAGGCAGCAGCCACAAACGGGAUAAGUUUUUAGAAGUUGCCAAAACCCUCUUCAAUGAUGAGUGCCUCAAGCCUUGCCCUCGAUGUCAGCAUCCCGCAAGGUGUCACUCAGUGAAAGGGGAGGGUGUAUGCAGCAGAGCUGACUGUGGUUUCCAGUUUUGCACAGCCUGCUUGUGUGCGUUCCACGGCUCUAGAGAGUGUGGCAGCCAGUCCGUAGGCCGCCGCAAGAAGGACAUACUACUUCCAGGAAGUGCUCAAAGCAAACGAAACGUUAGGAGAUUAUGAGCAGAAAGUGAACUGUAUUCCUGUUUGAUAUGCCGGGGGCAUUUUAGGAUUUAUUUUUUGCCUAAUGGCUUGGCAACAAGGAAACUGAUUUGUAGCACAUAAAUGAGCACGAGCAACGUCUGUACUUUUCAAUAUGUCUAUGUGCCUGUCCUUGUACUGUAUUUUCCCUUUUUUCAACGCAGUUCUUACUUGUGUUUUUAAUUAUGAAUGUGAAGGAAGUCUCACCAGCAGAACAAUGAUUACAUUUUGCUGUUUAUGUACUAUUUCAUACACAUUGAUCAACUGUACAGAAUGUUUUUUGGGAUUCCUCUGAGAUUUUCAACUUUUACCAAUGUGUUUUCAGAGCAGUUUUAAAAUAAAUUAGUUUUUGUUUUUUAA
Sander lucioperca (pikeperch) is the source of this 2493-nucleotide messenger RNA. RefSeq names its product F-box protein 43 (gene fbxo43). Gene Ontology annotation, biological process: negative regulation of meiotic nuclear division; regulation of mitotic nuclear division. Gene Ontology annotation, molecular function: protein binding; zinc ion binding. Gene Ontology annotation, cellular component: nucleus. Bases 1 to 2115 code for a protein of 704 amino acids. The transcript has 5 exons. Lineage: Eukaryota; Metazoa; Chordata; Actinopteri; Perciformes; Percidae. The record is from RefSeq and is a predicted model, not a curated record.